This is a messenger RNA of Kwoniella shivajii, 3741 nucleotides long. RefSeq lists its product as uncharacterized. Gene Ontology annotation, molecular function: ATP binding; ATPase-coupled monoatomic cation transmembrane transporter activity; P-type ion transporter activity. The coding region runs from base 1 to 3741 and encodes 1246 amino acids. The record is from RefSeq and is a predicted model, not a curated record. NCBI's taxonomy places the organism in Eukaryota, Fungi, Basidiomycota, Tremellomycetes, Tremellales, Cryptococcaceae. Gene Ontology annotation, cellular component: endoplasmic reticulum membrane. Gene Ontology annotation, biological process: intracellular calcium ion homeostasis; transmembrane transport. The transcript is spliced from 18 exons.
AUGGAAACGUUAAGAUAUCUAGCUAAUGCAUGUGGAUUCCGUGGAAAAAGGUCCACCACAAAACCAUCUAUCAUCUCUCAGGAGAUUGAUUCAAUCUGUUUACAUAACCCGAUUCCAAUACAUCUUCGUCUAUACGGUUUACCUAUUCUAUCUCUAUACCCAUUACUCUAUUACACAUAUCACUAUAAAUACGAUCAAUGGGUCGUAUCGGAAGAAUGGACUUUUAUCUAUUGUGUAUUGCUUGGUGCAGGUCACGCAUUGAGUUUCUUAACUACAGCUUGGUCGAGUGGGGUCAAUGCGAAAAUCAGCUAUACAUCAGCAAACUCGCUGAAAGAAGCUGGUAAAAUCAGAGUUUUACCUAAGAAAGGUAGAGGAAAAGGUGAAAUCGUUCCUCUCGAUGUCAAAAUGGCUCCCGGCGCUACCGAACCAACUUAUUCAUUCAUAUAUCAAAGGGAUACUUAUGUAUAUGAUUCAUCAUCUGGAGCAUUUACACCUAUUCCUUACCCAUGUGAUGAUUCUCCACCAUUGUCAACAUUUCAAUCUUCAAGAGGUAUCUUGACACAUCCAACUAAGAAAUCAUCUUUACCUAAUUUGGAUACAUUGAAAGCAACUUAUGGACCAAACGAAUGUCAUAUUCCAAUUCCUAGAUUCACAGAAUUAUUCGCAGAACAUGCCGUCGCUCCAUUCUUUGUUUUCCAAAUUUUCUGUGUUGCUCUUUGGUGUUUAGAUGAAUAUUGGUAUUAUUCCUUAUUCACCGCUUUCAUGUUGGUUGUUUUUGAAUGCACCGUCGUAUUCCAAAGAGUUCGGACUCUUACCGAAUUCAGAACAAUGAGCAUCACCCCUUACCCCGUUCACGCUUUCAGAGAUGGUAAAUGGGUAGAAGUAGUCAGCUCAGAACUUGUUCCAGGGGAUCUUGUCAGCAUCUUACGAACCAAACCUGAUUCCGGCAUCCCUUGUGAUCUCCUCCUUCUCCGUGGAACAUGUAUCGUCAACGAAGCGAUGCUCUCAGGAGAAUCUACUCCACUCUUGAAAGAAAGUGUUGAGCUUCGGGAAGGAUCAGAUAGAUUAGACAUGAAUGGUGCCGAUAGGAACAGCGUUCUAUUUUCUGGUACAAAGGCUUUACAGGUUGAAAAAGCCGGAGAAGGCGGCUUGACUACUCCCGACGACGGAUGUCUUGCCGUUGUUCUUCGAACUGGUUUCGGUACUACCCAAGGUCAACUGGUUAGGACUAUGAUUUUCUCCACUGAACGUGUAUCUGCCAACACAUUCGAAGCUUUCCUCUUCAUUGGUUUCUUGCUCAUCUUCGCUAUCGCUGCCAGUGCAUACGUAUGGGUCAAGGGUCUUGAACGAGGAAUGGCUAAAGGAAAACUUCUUCUUGAUUGUGUAUUGAUUAUUACUUCCGUCGUCCCUCCUGAGUUACCAAUGGAACUAUCUCUUGCCGUCAACGCAUCUCUUGUCGCCCUUCAGAAAUACGCUAUCUUCUGCACUGAGCCCUUCCGAAUUCCUUUUGCUGGUCGGGUCGACGUUUGUUGUUUCGAUAAAACUGGAACUAUAACCGGAGAAGAUUUGGUUGUGGAAGGUAUUGCUGGUGUAGACUCCACCGAUCCCAAGAAGCUUGUCCCCGUUACAGAGACCAGCAAAGACACUACCCUUACCCUCGCUGCCGCUCAUGCUUUGGUUCUGCUAGAAGACGGCACAAUCGUAGGAGACCCUAUGGAGAAGACCACUCUUUCCGCUCUUGAUUGGAAACUCUCUAAAGGUGACAAUAUCUCCCCUAACUCCAAAGAGGCUCCCCAUAAACAUCAGAUCAUUAUUCGAAGACGAUACCAAUUCUCCUCUGCUCUCAAAAGAAUGUCAACCAUCUCCGCUGUGUCAGAUCAUCAAGGUAGGAAAUGGGUUGCAGCUGUCAAAGGUGCACCCGAAACCCUGAAGGCAAUGUAUGUAUCCGUUCCGGAUCAUUACGAAGAGACUUAUAGAUGGUACACCCGACGAGGAAGUCGAGUAUUGGCUUUGGGUAUCAAAGAGAUGAACGUUAAACCUGAACAAAUCAACACAAUUCAACGAGAUGCUGUAGAGUCGAAACUUACUUUCGCUGGUUUCCUUGUAUUCCAUUGUCCCCUCAAAGCAGAUGCUGUUGAGACAAUACAUAUGCUCAAUGACUCUUCUCAUAGAUGUAUUAUGAUCACUGGCGAUAAUCCUUUGACUGCCGUUCACGUCGCCAAAGAUGUCGAAAUCGUUGACAGAGAAGUGAUGAUUCUUGAUUUGAAGGAGGGUACCACAACCGAUGAGCUUGUUUGGAAGAACGUCGAUGAAACCGUUGUCAUUCCUGUCAAAUCAUCCGAACCAUUCGAUCAAAAGCUUUUCGAUCAAUAUGAUAUCUGUAUAACCGGUGUUGCCCUAAAACAAUACGAACAAUUACCUACUUGGAAACAUCUUUGUCAACAUACAUGGGUUUACGCUCGAGUCUCACCUUCGCAAAAAGAAUUCAUCCUUGAAACCUUGAGAGAUUUGGGAUAUGUCACCCUAAUGGCAGGAGAUGGAACAAAUGAUGUAGGAGCCCUUAAACAAGCUCAUAUCGGAGUUGCUUUAUUGGACGGUUCACCAGAAGAUUUGAAAGCUAUCGCAGAACAUCAAAAGAUGGAAAGAAUGAAAAAGGUCUACGAACAACAAGUUAAAAUUUCAGCUAGAUUCAACCAACCUCCCCCUCCUCCACCACCGGUCCUCAGAGACGCUUAUCCUGAAUUGGUUAAAACUCAAUUAGAAGUAGCGGAGAAGCAUAAAGGUGCUAAAAAGCAAAACCCAAUGGAAAAGUUCGACAUGGCGACUAUCACAGCGAAGUUAUCAGAACUGGACGAAGAUCAAGACGUACCUCAAAUCAAACUUGGUGAUGCAUCAUGCGCAGCACCAUUCACAUCGAAAUUAUCAAACGUCUCUGCAAUUACUAAUAUUAUAAGACAAGGUAGAUGUACAUUGGUAGCUACUAUUCAAAUGUACAAGAUCUUGGCGUUGAAUUGUUUGAUCACUGCUUAUUCACUAAGUGUACAAUAUUUGGAUGGUAUCAAAUUCGGCGAUUAUCAAGUAACAAUCACUGGAAUGUUAAUGAGUGUUUGUUUCUUGUGUAUUUCAAGAGCUAAACCCGUGGAGAAACUCUCAAAGGAGAGACCGUUAGGAAAUAUCUUCAACUUUUACGUCUUACUUUCGGUCUUACUGCAAUUCGCCAUUCACAUCGUCGCCUUGGUAUACAUCACUGGACUUUCCAAAUCACUUGAAGACCGAGGUGAAGUUGAUCUCGAUAAGAAAUUCGAGCCUACUUUGCUCAACACUGCCAUUUAUCUCCUUGGUCUCUCUCAACAAGUCUCCACUUUUGUAUUGAACUUCCAAGGUAGACCAUUCCGAGAAGGUAUCCGAGAAAACCCACCUCUUUAUUGGGGUUUGUUGGGUGUUUCUUGUGUAGCUUACAGUGGAGCGACCGAUUUCUUCCCUGAAUUGAACAGAUGGUUACAACUUGUCGAAAUGACCAGUUCUUUUAAGUUCAAAUUGACUACUUCAAUGGUGCUUGAUUUCGUUGGAUGCUGGGCAAUCGAAAAGUCCUGCAAAGUCUUAUUUGCAAGUUUGGAACCUGCCGAGAUGGUCACUCGAGGCAGAGAGAGAAGAGAAAAGAGAAGGUUAGAAGAGGAGAAGCAAAAGGUGCAAUUGGAGCAAGAGAAAGCCUUACUUGAAAUUGAAAAGAAAGUUCAAUAG